AUGUUGACCAAAAUAGAAUCAAACUUAACCAGUGCCGAAAAGAAAAUAAAACUAAAAAAUCCUGAUAAGGAACAUAAGAAUAAUAAAACUCUUGCUCUUGAGACCUAUACGAAGAAUAUAAUUGAAAAUCUCAGAAAGCUGAAAAAAUUAGCUCAGACGUUGACUGAAACACAUAGAAGAAAAAGGGCGACGAUGAAAGAUGAUGAUGCGAUAGAAUAUUUAUUGAUGCUGAUGGAAUACCUCUUGAAACAGAACUAUCCCUUAGACACCGCUCCAGUAAAUGAUGGCAUCGAUUUGUUGAUUGAUGCUAUAAAACACGCACCAGAUAUAAAAUUCAUAAAGAAAAAGGUUUUAGACGUCCCAACGACAAAAGCAACUGUAACGCGGACUACAGAAAAACUGACAGCUGCAACUUUCUCGUAUGUAGCUAAUAUAUAUGGUGUAGAUAGUUUAGAAAAAGACAAUAAUAAUACGUUGGAUUCCGAAGAAAAUGAAGUUAUUUUUUCGCCAAAGUCUACUGAUGAUGGAAACAAAAAAGAAGGUUUUCAGAAACUUCUUUACGGACAAAGAAAAUUUAGUAAAAAUUUUAAGACAAGCAAUUUAAAUACUGCGGGUACUAAUUCUGACUUGAAUUUCGAAUUUUCUACACUAGCACCAUCAAAUACACCUAUUCCAUUAGUAAAAUAUGAUUUUAAUAAUGUGCUUGUAGUUACCGACAACUUUGCAAAAAGUGAGCCCCAAGUUGAUAUCCAUGAAAAAGAUGAUGACGUGAUAAAUCUUAAAUCGGUCAAAAAUGAUAACGAAAGACACAAAGAUGUUGUAAAUCUAGAGUUUGUUCACACUGAAAAUGAAGAAAAUUCCCCGACGGUAGGAAUAGUUAUAACUGAGUCAGACAUUGACAUUCCAGUUACAUUUCCAACAAGAACAGUGCCGGUAGAAGAAAAAACAACACGAAAAUUUCAUCACAUGAUUAAAGAGAAAUUCGAAAGUGUUGAUACUUUCACAAAUAAUAGAAAAAACACAAAACCGACAAUUGGCUGGGUUGAUUAUGAUCUAGAUGAAAAUAGUAGUAACUUAGUUCAACGGAAAACCACAUCAAAAACCAAAACGGGUGCUUUAAAAAAAGGAAUAAAAGGAAAUAAAAAUGAUAUAAGUACUAUUAGUAAGGAAAUUAUAGAUGAGAAAAAGAAGAGAUUUGAUAAAAUAUAUUCAGACCCUUUACUCAGAAAUAGAUUGGAUUUGGUAAAUUCAAUAGAAUAUAGUACUUUAACAUCUGAUAUAGACACGUCAGAGUCUAAAGAUGGCGAACUGGAAGAUACGUACGUGAACGAUAUUUUUCCGUCUUAUUUCGCAUGA
This is a messenger RNA of Parnassius apollo (apollo), 1356 nucleotides long. The record is from the annotation of a GenBank genome assembly. Lineage: Eukaryota; Metazoa; Arthropoda; Insecta; Lepidoptera; Papilionidae.